Messenger RNA from Struthio camelus australis, 2584 nucleotides. The record is from RefSeq and is a predicted model, not a curated record. NCBI's taxonomy places the organism in Eukaryota, Metazoa, Chordata, Aves, Struthioniformes, Struthionidae.
AUGAACAGUGGUGAUAACGUUCUUGUAUUGCUGCAGUUGGGUCGGAUUGUGACAUACCCGUUAUGGCUGAUCUACAGCGCCUUCCUAAGGGUUUUUGGGAAUCCCCGUCCUGCAAUUACUCUGAAGGAUCCUGAAGUGAAGUAUGCAUUGAGGCUGAUUGAUAAAGAGGAGGUUAGUCACGACACAAGAAGAUUUCGCUUUGCUCUUCCUUCUGUAGAUCAUGUUCUGGGUCUCCCUAUAGGACAGCAUAUCUACUUGUCAGCACGGAUAGAUGGGGCUCUGGUUGUUAGACCAUACACUCCUGUAUCCAGUGAUGAUGACAAGGGCUUUGUGGAUCUUGUUGUCAAGAUUUACUUCAAAGGUGUCCAUCCAAAGUUCCCUGAAGGAGGGAAGAUGUCUCAGUACUUAGACAGCCUGAAAAUAGGGGAUACUAUUGACUUCAGAGGACCAAGUGGCCUGCUUGUCUACAAGGGAAAAGGCCAGUUUGCUAUUCGACCUGAAAAGAAAGCUGAACCAGUUCUAAAAAAAGUGAAAUAUGUGGGGAUGAUCGCAGGUGGGACUGGGAUAACACCUAUGCUGCAGAUCAUUCGAGCGAUCAUGAAAGACAAAGAUGACCACACCGUUUGUCAGCUGCUGUUUGCUAAUCAGACUGAGAAGGAUAUCCUGUUACGUUCCGAACUCGAGGAGAUCCAGGUUCAGAAUCCCAGUCGAUUUAAGCUGUGGUAUACGCUGGACAGGGCACCUGAAAAUUGGGAAUACAGCCAAGGAUUUGUGAACCAAGAGAUGAUCAGAGAUCACCUGCCCCCGCCUCAAGAUGAUGUUCUGAUCCUUAUGUGUGGCCCUCCUCCAAUGAUCCAGUAUGCUUGCAUUCCCAACUUGGACAAACUGGGGUACACCAAGGAGAUGAGGUUCUCCUUCUAAAGAAGACUGAUAAUUCAGUGAUCUUGUGCGUAAGGGAAGAAAAAACAUUUUAUGGGGAACAAGACAAAGUUAUACAAGUGGUUGAUGCGCAGUGCUGAGAAGCUACAUUUAGGUUAAAAUUGCUUCAGUUUUUCUAAAUCUCUGGCAAGUAAGACACUCAAGCCUAACUGUUCUCAAAUUGUACUCUGUUUUGCACAGAAACAACUGUAUUGCAGAAAGGCAGUGAUGCCUAUUGCUCAGUUACAUUGUACUUGCCAUGGCUGUCCUAUGGAAAGAUUAUAUUCCAUCUCAAGGAAGGGAGGUAUGGCUUCUUAGGACGCUGAACACUGGUUUAUACUUUAUUAGCACUGUAGUCAAAUGGCAGUGAUAUCCUGCUUCCCAACGCUGUGCAUACCCAGUAUUUUCCUUGGAAUGAAGUAUAAAAUUAUAUGGAAUGUGCUGGAUUAUUUAUCUUGCUUAUGCCAAACUUUAAUCAUUACAGAGCUUUUACACCAUGAAGGCCAGGAGUGUUUGCCUUCUAUGCAUAAUCUUUGCAACAUCAGAAGCUUCAAAGAUGACUAUUCAGUUGGCAGAUGGCGAUUAACUGUUUAUGACCGAAGUCAUGCAAUUUACCAUGUUAAUCAAAAUAGAGAGGUAGACAUCAAUACAAAAUUUGUUUCCUGUGUAUUUUAGAAUGGCCUCUCUUUGGUGCACUGUUCCAGCUGUCCACUUUGAGAAGCCAUUCCCUUUCCCAGGCAAUGAAAGGAACUAUGGAAAGCAGAAGGCUUUAUUCGCUGUUCCCCAAGUAGCUGGGAAUCUUUGCUUGUACGUGUUUUGAAUACUGCAAAAAAUACUAACAACUUCGGUAUUUACUUUUAAAUAGCAGAAGGUGCUGUAGGAGUACAAAAGCAGUUCUACGUGUCCCGUGCAGGAAAAAUGUCUGGGUGACAACGGGGUCUGUCCAUUUGGUUUCCUGUUACCCAUAGAUUAGUUUGGAACAAGAGGAGCUCAGCACUCGUCGCUAGAGUGGGUUUCAGUAGGUAGUCCAACUUUGGAUGUGGUGAGCAGGAGCCUGCAUCUCACCUGCAUCUGCAUAACUUGCUCAGGCAAAACUCCAAAUCAUUUGCUUGAAAAGGAUGCAUGGGAAAAGCCUUAAGUCACCUAACUGACAGCAAACUCAAAUGACUCAUUGAAUCUAAAACUGUUUCUUAGAUGCUGUUUAUUAUAGCUCUCAUUUAUUUUUUUAAUUUUCUUUUUUUUUUUACAGCAGCUUUUUACCUAAUCUGCAGUAAACUUAAAGCAUCUUGACUGCAGAAUUUUCUGCUUCCAAACAACAGAGAUGCAACUGAGAUUAAAGCUGUCCUGCAAGGAAUCUGUGAAACUAAAAAUCUUGUUCUGGUGAUGGAAAACAGAGCGAUUUGAAAGGAUGUUUAGUGAAAUGCAAAGUAAUGUGGAUGCUAGUUAGCUACAAGUAUCAGUGUAUAAUAUCAUUUUUUUUGAAGAUUCGGGUAGGUAUUUUGAAGCUGUAACUUGCCAUGUUUCCUUUUGGGCUUGUACAACAGAUGGGUAUUAUGGAUUAAACGGUUAAUUUUCAGUGUGAAUUAAAUGGAGAAAGAGAUAUUAUGGUUUAUUUAAGGAACUUGGAAUGGAUAACGCUAUUAUUAAACUUAUUUUAUUAAUUAGA